CAAUCUCCUAGGGCGAUUUAUCUUCAAUUUGUAAUUUCAGACACCGGCGGGCAACGAAGUGACGGACCUAUUCAGUCGGUGGUCCGGUAGUGCUGAGACGGCGGAGGGGCGGUUGGCAAUUGGUUCGUCACUCUUCAAGUCCUCAAUUUUACCAGGGAGGUGGUGCUAUUCUUCGCCGGAUUUUAGUCCCGCCGAUCAAAACUGUUGCGCCGCCGGUGCAGAAACUCAUAGAACGCCAUCGAUGUCCAUUCUCCAAUUAUCGUCCCCAUCCUCGUUUUGCAAUGGCCCCAAGUUCCCAUUCCCUAAAUCCUCGUCAUAUCCUUCGCCGGCUAAAUCUCUGCGCAUAACAUGCGCAAGCAGGACCAAAAGAGUGGGGAAAUUGAGGUACCCAUCAGAGAAAAAGAAGCUAAAGCUUCAGCAGAAGCCUCAAUCUGACUCGAUAAACAAGUUUGAAGGAUUUUGGAGGCUUUCCAAUCUCGGCGUCUCCGCUCUUGCUGACCCGGGCAAAGAUUUUCUGGACGUUUCUGAUGCUUUGCUUCAAGAAAUCGCCAAAGUUCUUGAAAUUCCGGUUGCUUCUAUGUUGCCGCCAGAAGCCUUUACGGUUGUUAGAAAAUCUUUUGAUGCCCGGAAGUCACAGAAGGAGCCAAAAUUUGUAUACACUGUGGAUGUGGAUGCCAACAAACUUGUAAGCAUAGAGCCUCGUACAUGGGACUUCAUCUCCAAGUUGGAACCCAAAGCUGGGAUUGUGGAGCAUAUUCUUGACAACAGAAUUUCUGGAGAUGUAACAAGCAUGGCACACUCUUGGAGGCUGCCCAGUGUUAGAAAACCAAAAAUUGCUGUUGUGGGUAGUGGACCUGCUGGCUUGUUUGCUUCCCUGGUGCUUGCUGAAUUUGGUGCUGAUGUCACGCUACUUGAAAGAGGGAAACCAGUGGAGCAGAGGGGACGUGACAUUGGUGCUUUGGUAGUUCGGAGGAUGUUAGAAGAAGAAAGCAAUUUUUGCUUUGGGGAGGGUGGUGCAGGUACUUGGAGUGAUGGGAAGCUAGUUACUCGAAUUGGAAGGAACAGUAGUGCUGUUUUAGCAGUUUUGAAGACAUUGGUCUUGUUUGGAGCUCCAAAGAAAAUUUUGGUUGAUGGAAAGCCUCAUCUGGGAACUGACAAGUUGGUUCCACUACUUCAAAACUUUAGGUGUCACCUACAAGAACUGGGUGUUACAAUCAAGUUUGGAACAAGGGUUGAUGAUCUACUUGUAGAGAAUGGGUUUGUGGUGGGAGUGAAGGUAUCUAAUUCAGGAGAUCCCCAACAAUCCAUCAGCGAUAAUUUGGGUUAUGAUGCAGUGGUUUUGGCAGUUGGGCAUUCUGCUCGUGAUACAUAUGAAAUGCUACUUUCCCAUAAUGUCAACCUUACCCAAAAAGAUUUCUCUGUUGGAUUACGUGUGGAGCAUCCUCAAGAGUUAAUUAACACCAUACAGUAUUCCGAAUUAGCCAAAGAGGUCAAAAGUGGGCGUGGGAGAGUUCCAGUUGCUGAUUACAAAGUCGUGGAUUAUCUAAAUACAUGCAGCUUGGUUUCUCCUUCAGAAUGUAGACCAAUCAAGCGUAGCUGUUACUCAUUUUGUAUGUGUCCUGGUGGCCAGGUAUAGCUAAUGCAGUCAUUAUUAUUUGUGAAUUGGGUUUUUCUAUGAGCAUUGGUUUAGUUUCAUUUUCAUGAGAACAUAACGCUGAGUUUUGUGCAGAUGAUCUUUGUCACUUGGCAUCUCUUAGCAUGAACGUUCUAAGAAGCUCUAGCCACUCUAGUGGCGGUUGACUGAUCUCAUCCCAUGUUGCGGCCUGAGCAGGGCCACGAAACCACAAAACCGCACCAUAAAAGCACUGUUUUUGGCUUAAAAUUUUGUUAAACUGCAUUUUGUGGUGCAGUUUUUGAUAGUUACACGUGGUUUAAAACGAAAACGCCCCAUUAGCUUCAUAAAAAAAAAUUCUCCCAUUUCACUCUUCCAUAUUAAGUAAUACAGACUACAGUGUAUGUCAUAACUUCAAUUAUUAUUUUAGUAAUGUUAUUCAUAGUUUAUAUAUUCCACUAGAAUACCUUAGA
Cuscuta campestris is the source of this 2085-nucleotide messenger RNA. The record is from the annotation of a GenBank genome assembly. NCBI's taxonomy places the organism in Eukaryota, Viridiplantae, Streptophyta, Magnoliopsida, Solanales, Convolvulaceae.